AUGCUGCCUUCACUACAACCAACGCCAUCCGGCAGCGCCCCAAACCGUCUCAAGCGGCCUCGAACUGUGCAGGCCUGCAACCACUGCCGUGCAAAGAAGUACAAAUGCGAUGGAACAUAUCCGUGCCAGAACUGCCGAAAAGCCGGUGUCGACUGCGUCUUUCGAAGCACUCAUAUCGCCGGCGCAAGCAAUGCGUAUUCUGCAAGUUAUGUGAAAGACCUGGAGGCAAGGCUACAAGCAGCUGAAGCUGCCAUUGGACGCUCAGAGAGCCUAUCCAGCAAUCAUGCAUUUGCGGAAAGUCCCUCCGUUACUUGCCGAGCUCACAGAGAAGAGCCUGCGCAUUCCAGUGAUCUUGGCCCAAACGAGCAGCCUGUGCCAAAUAUUUCAAGGACUUCGGCCGGAUCAACCGUUCUAAGUAGCAUUACAUGGACUGAUCGGCUCCCUCCGCCUCAUACAGAAUCAGACGAUGAACUGACAGAGGAUGCCGGCACGGAGCUAGUUGACAUCAAUCCUUUGACAAAGGCUGUUGAGUUCCAUGGCGAUACAUCUUCCGUUGCUUUCAUUGGCCGCUUACGCAAAGAAUACGUCGAUGGGACUCGCGGCUACGAAGACCUCGAACGACAAUCACUUGUCGGCGCCUUCCAUAACCAUACGUUCUCCCCACACGGUGCGGCAUCCAACGCGAACGACUUUCAGGAGCAGUUCUACAUCCCGCAACUGUACAUCUUUCUUGACGGAUACUUUAGCGGUCUGCAUUUCAUACACCCAAUCCUUGACCGUGACAGUUUUUGUACACGAUGCAAAGAACUCUGGCAGGGUUACAAAGAACGAUUGCCGUCUGGCUUUCCCGCACUGUACUUUGGUCUGUUGUCUCUCGGUGCUUUGACACGAACGUGGACCGAAGGGAGAAUCGAUGGCAUGGACCGUUUCGAAUGGAGUCGUUUACUGUUCGAAAGGGCGCAACUCGCGCUCGGGAAACCUGGGUUCAGCAACGAUCUGGAGACGAUUCAAGCCCUGCUCAUCAUGGCGAAGAUAUGUCAAAACGAGUUGAACCCCAACCUCGCGUGGAUGUAUCUCGGUAUGGCCAUACGCACAUCUCUGUCCGCCGGCGUGAAUAGGAACACAUCAUCUGGAGAUGGGAGACAAGCACAGGAUGUAGAUGCGCUACAGAAAUCCAAGACUUGGUGGGGGCUGUACUCUCUGGAGAUUGAACUCAGUUUCGCACUUGGGAGGCCCGACACCCUAGGGAUCGAUGACUUCCACAACAGGCUCAUGCCCGCUAUUGAUGAUUCUGAAGUAUCCAUUAUCACUUGCAUGAUUGAUCUAGCACGCAUUAUGCGUACUAUCUCCGUCAGCAUCUACCUUCCCCGCCUGGGUUUGGCCGAAAAGCUUGUGAGGGCUUCAGGUAUUGAAGCAAGUAUCGACGCUUGGGUCAGUCGCCUUCCACACCUGAUUCGACCAAGUUUGACCCCGGACGUUCAUAAUGCCGGUGGCUCGCUUCGUGAUCCAGUAUGGGCUCGUUUGCAGAGACUGGUUCUCCAAAUACGAUAUUACAAUGUGAAGAUGUUGCUGUUGCGGCCAUUCAUUCUUCACGCAGCUAAGCUACUACCGUUGCGUGCCUUGUCACUACCGCUUAAGGAAGCCGUUACAAAAUGUGUCAACGCAGCAGUUAGCACAAUCGAAACCGUCUACGAGACCUGCCGUGUGCACACAUUCUUCCGCACUUGGUUUUACAACGUGACAUAUUUGGUCUUCGCCGCAUCUAUCUUACUCUUUCGAGCGGCUCAGCCGGCGCAUUUCAUGAAUGAGCAUACCGAUUUCCUCCCUGUGAUUGAGAAGUCUCUAGAUCUACUCGAUGCCAUGAACGAGAGCGUGGUUGCAAGCAAGACCGCAAAUGUUCUGCGGUAUAUGAUAACACAGCUUCGCGGGCGGCGCGAUCAUAACAGUCGGGAGAACGACAACCAGGCGUUUUUUGCAGCACAGGCAGAUCACAGCUCGACAGGGGUAUCAGCGUCUCAAGCCGUUGAUUCAGGUGCCGUACUGGAAGGAAUGGAUGUGUUCAGUCUUGGAUCGGAGUUCUGGGGCGGAGGGAUGUGGAAUGAUCUGGAGCUUGGCUGGGGGCUUGAAUCCGAACUCCCUUUGACGUAA
Messenger RNA from Coniosporium apollinis CBS 100218, 2148 nucleotides. RefSeq lists its product as uncharacterized. The coding region runs from base 1 to 2148 and encodes 715 amino acids. Lineage: Eukaryota; Fungi; Ascomycota; Dothideomycetes. Gene Ontology annotation, cellular component: nucleus. The record is from RefSeq and is a predicted model, not a curated record. Gene Ontology annotation, molecular function: RNA polymerase II cis-regulatory region sequence-specific DNA binding; zinc ion binding; DNA-binding transcription factor activity, RNA polymerase II-specific. The transcript is spliced from 5 exons. Gene Ontology annotation, biological process: DNA-templated transcription; positive regulation of transcription from RNA polymerase II promoter by galactose.